Messenger RNA from Postia placenta MAD-698-R-SB12, 1344 nucleotides. RefSeq lists its product as hypothetical. The coding region runs from base 1 to 1344 and encodes 447 amino acids. The record is from RefSeq and is a predicted model, not a curated record. The transcript is spliced from 7 exons. Lineage: Eukaryota; Fungi; Basidiomycota; Agaricomycetes; Polyporales; Adustoporiaceae.
AUGUCCUCCUACACGCUCUGUGCCUCCCCUGCGAGCCUCAAGCCUUACGGCCGCUCCGCAAAGGGUCUGCAGCAGCCUGCGCUCAUCCCGCUUAGCGUUGCCCAGCAGUGCCACGACGUCACCCACCGCAGCCUCGACCUCCUCCAGGAGCCCGCGGAGAAGCCCCGGCUGAGCGGGUCAUUCGAUGUCGGCUGCGAACUCAUUCCGCUCAAUGUCGCCCGCCGCCCACACGUUACAUUCGCGCUGACCGUCCUCUACCUCUCUUUUGAGACAGACUGGCCGACCGAUGGGCGAAGAGGAUGUGCGCGCGCUUGCAACACCCAGGACGACCACCAGGAUGGAUCUUGCUCAGACUGCAAGUCCGGUCCUGUCACUCUGGCGGAGGGUGAUGUCCAUGCUGUCGUUGCGACGUCAUCUGUAUUUACGAGGGCUCGUCGUUUGCGGGGAGAUCGGGCUAGGUAUGUUUGUGAGGGUCUUGCUUUGUUGGUGGAGCGGUGCAAGGAGGGGGUUCAUGAUGAGGAGGCGUACGCAGCGAGAGAGACGGCCGCUCUCUCGCUGCAUGCAUCUUCGCGUUUGCUGGAUAUGCGUACUUCAGAGUUGAUCCUUGCUCACCUUCCCAUCCUUGCGCCUCAUCUCCGUGGUCUAGAAAUUUCGGGGUUUUCGCUGGAAGUCAACAUCACAGCUCGUGGAAAUUCGUGUCCCGUGGACCUUGGUGACUUCUGCCAGACCCUCCAAGAUCAGUGCUCCCAUUUGCUCCUCGUCAACAUCAAUAUAGCCAUUCUGCAUUCUGAUUCGACAGAGGUUUUGCCCUCCACCGCGUUGCAGCCGCUUUACGCUUUUCAUAAUCUGGAAACUCUCUCCAUCGACAGCAGAUAUAAUAUCGCAGUCAACGACGAUGAUAUGAUGUCGAUGGCGCUCGCCUGGCCGCGCCUGCGGGUUCUCUCUUUCCUCCACAUCAGAAGCAAGCCAAGGCCCUUCGUGCCCGCCGUCACCCUCCAGGGUCUUGUGUCCCUGGUUCAAAAUUGCCCUGACCUCGAAGACGUCAUACUGGACAUUGACGCAUCAAAUACUCAGGUCUCCGUGGACGCACGCCCCGGAGGUGGUUCUUCCAACAGCCUCAUCACCCGUUUGAGGACAGGCCCCUCGUCCGUUGCAGGCGAACCAGUCAAGAUGGCGGCAUUCCUAUCAGAUCUCUUUCCACACCUCAAAAGCAUAGACUGCCAGGUCGAGGGCAGCGGAAAUACAGCAUGGGCGGAGGCAGAGCGACACCUUCUGACCUUCACCGCGGUUCGCGUGUGGGCUUUGGAACAUGCAGGACUCGAUUGGCUGCUCGACGACCCAUGA